This is a messenger RNA of Lytechinus pictus (painted urchin), 4248 nucleotides long. RefSeq names its product fibropellin-1-like. Lineage: Eukaryota; Metazoa; Echinodermata; Echinoidea; Temnopleuroida; Toxopneustidae. The coding region runs from base 55 to 3627 and encodes 1190 amino acids. The transcript is spliced from 28 exons. Gene Ontology annotation, molecular function: Notch binding; calcium ion binding. The record is from RefSeq and is a predicted model, not a curated record.
ACGUUGGAGGUCAAUUCUCUUCAGCACGACCGGGUUUAAGUGACUAGGUUGAAUAUGGCGCCAAGAGAUGGAUUCGUAGCCUUAUUAAAUGGCAUUUUCUUCGCUUAUUUGUUGAAAUAUAACUGUGUGGGGGCCCGAUCCACUGGGGCUCCAGUCACGAUGAACCCAGAUGUUUGUAGUACGAUGACACCACAGCACUUUUCAAACCCUUCUCAGGAUUUAAGCCCGUAUACCAUCAUUGUGAAUGGUGAUACUUAUACACCUACUCAACCGCUUACAGUAACAAUCAGUACUGCUCAAGGCGCUGGACAAUUCAAAGGUAUUCUCCUCCUGGCCCGACGAGUGGGCUCCAACGAUAUCGUCGGUUCAUGGUCAGUAACGGACUCACAAAACUUCCAGACAGUCUCAUGCGGUCAAAGCAACAACGCUGUCACCCAUCAAAACAGCGAUUUGAAAGAUUUAAGUAUCUCCUUUAUUUGGAUACCACCAAGUGGUGAGGCCAAUGAUAUUUUCAUCGCAGCAACCUUUGUUCAACAGUUUAACACUUUCUGGGUAAAUGUGACGUCAUCUAUUAUUCAAGCUGACCCUUGUACUAACAAUCAAUGUCAAAAUGGCGGAUUUUGUCAGCCUUCUCCCGGGUCUAAUUCACCUUACAUCUGUGUUUGCUCGUUUGGAUUCAUCGGCCAAUUUUGUCAAACGACUGACCCAUGUACUAACAAUCAAUGUCAAAAUGGCGGAUUUUGUCAGCCUUCUACCGGGUCUAAUCCACCUUACAUCUGUGUUUGCUCGUCUGGAUUCUCCGGUCAGUUUUGUCAAAUGAUUUCAAAUUCAGAUUCCUGUGAAGGCAAUCAAUGUCAGAACGGCGCCACCUGUAGCACAGUACCUAGUAGCGGUCUUACCUACACAUGUAACUGCCCGACUGGAUUUACAGGACUAGUGUGCCACCUAGUUUCAACUUCAGAUUCCUGUGAAGGCAAUCAAUGUCAGAACGGAGCCACAUGUAUCCCAGUACCUAGUAGCGGUCUUACCUACACAUGUAACUGCCCGACUGGAUUUACAGGAAUAGUGUGCCACCUAGUGGCCCCUGAUCCCUGUUCUAGUAGCCCCUGUCAGAACGGAGGAACUUGUAACACUUCACCUGGAUCUGAUCUUUCAUUCAUUUGUAAUUGUCGAGCUGGAUAUACCGGUGCCACAUGCCAAAUAGAUCCAUGUGCCGCAAGCCAAUGUCAGAAUGGAGGGAUUUGUGAUCCUACUGCUGGACCAACUCUGCCCUACACCUGUAACUGUCUGACUGGAUACACUGGCGUCAUUUGUCAAACGGAUGUCUGUGCUGAUAAUCAGUGUCAGAACGGAGGUUCAUGUAACCCCUCUCAAGGAUCGAGUCCCCUCUACACAUGUAGCUGCCUGGUUGGGUAUAUCGGAACAUUCUGUCAAACAAGUGUGGAUCUCUGUUCUAAUAACGAUUGCCGGAACGGUGGGUCUUGUAACCCCUUUCCAGGCUCCAAUCCCCCAUACUUCUGCAAUUGUCAGCCUGGAUAUACUGGACAGUUCUGCGAAAUAGCUCCAGAUCCAUGUUCUGGUGCCCCCUGUCAGAACGGAGGAACUUGUAGCAAUUAUCCUGGACCUAGUCUUCCCUACACUUGUACAUGUUCAGUUGGGUAUAUCGGGAACCAAUGUGAAACAGGUGUGGAUCUAUGUUCUAAUAACGAUUGCCGGAACGGUGGGUCUUGUAACCCCUUUCCAGGCUCCAAUCCCCCAUACUUCUGCAAUUGUCAACCUGGAUAUACCGGACAGUUCUGCGAAAUAGCUGCAGAUCCAUGUUCUGGUAGCCCCUGUCAAAACGGAGGAACUUGUAGCCCUUCUCCUGGACCUAAUAUUCCCUACACAUGUACAUGCUCAGUUGGACAUAUCGGGAACCAAUGUGAAACGGCUUUGGAUCUUUGUGCCAAUAACCAGUGUAUGAACGGAGGAUCUUGUAGUCCUUUUCCAAACUCCAACCCGCCAUACUUCUGUCUAUGUCAACCUGGAUUUAGUGGACAGUUCUGCCAAACUGAUCCAUGUUCUAGUAGCCCAUGUCUAAAUGACGGAUCUUGUAGCCUUUCUCCUGGAGAUGGCCUUCCGUACACUUGUAACUGCUCAAUUGGAUAUACCGGUGAUGUCUGUGAAACAGCUCUAGGUAGCUGUACAAGUCACCAAUGUAUGAACGGAGGAUCUUGUAACCCAUUUCCAGGUUCCAACCCGCCAUAUUUCUGCAGUUGUCAACCUGGGUAUAGCGGACAGUUCUGCCAAACUGCUCCAGAUCCAUGUUCUGGUAAUCCUUGUCUGAACGGGGGAACUUGUAACCCUUCACCUGGAUCAAGUCUCCCUUACAACUGCAACUGUCUCGAUGGUUUCACUGGUGACACUUGCCAAAUGGCUCCAAAUCUCUGUGCAAGCAACCAGUGUCUGAACGGAGCAUCUUGUAGUCCUUUUCCCAACUCGAACCCUCCAUACUUUUGCAUCUGCCAGGAAGGAUCUAGUGGACAGUUCUGCGAAAUAGAUCAAUGUUCUAGUAGCCCCUGUCUGAAUGGAGGAAAUUGUAACAUUUCCCUUGGAUCAAGUCUAAGCUACACCUGUGACUGCCCAUCUGGAUAUUCUGGUAUCACGUGUCAAAUAGCUUCUGAUCAGUGUGCUUGUAACCCGUGUAUGCAUGGAGCAUCUUGCAAUCCCCUUUCAGGUUCCGACCCUCCAUUCUUUUGCAUUUGUCCUCCUGGAUAUGGUGGACAGUUUUGCGAAACAGAUCCAUGUUCUAGUAUCCCAUGUCUAAACGAUGGAUCUUGUAGUCUUUCUCCUGGAGAAACUUUACCAUUCACUUGUACCUGUCUUGCUGGAUAUACCGGUGUCGUCUGCCAAACAGCUGUGACGUCAGAAGUGUGCGCUAGCAACCCGUGUAAGAACGAUGGAUUGUGCCUGCCGUCAUCUAUAUCAGAUCCUCCAUUCUCCUGCAUCUGUUUACCUGGCUAUACCGGAGAGUUAUGUGAUAUAGACGUAGUUACUACUAUAUCGACUGAAACUCCGUCGAGUUGUUUACCUAAUCUGUGUAUGAAUGGAGGAACUUGUAUUUCUGAGCUUGGCCUAUCAUUUUGUGAUUGUGUCGAUGGAUUUGGGGGAAACUUGUGUGAACAACCAGACCCAAUAAUUAACGAAUGUGAUUCAAACCCCUGUCUAAAUGGAGGAACCUGCAUUGAUGGUCAAGGUUCAUUUAUUUGUACAUGUCAAGCUGGUUAUUAUGGAACCCGGUGUGAAGAUCAGAGCAACCCUCCGACAAUUUCCACAACCCAAUCUGCUAUUCGUACAACUUCACCAGGCAUUUCACCUCCUGAGACAACUCACUCUCGUGAUGAUCCAUUAUCUGGGAUAACUGUAGAGCAAGUAGCUGCUAUAUCAGCUGGGUUUGCACUGCUCAUACUGAUCAGUGUAAUCAUUUGGGUGGCAGUUUGCAUACGACUCCAAAAAGACAUUAAAAAAAAGAAGGACCCCCUGUCGAUGAUCGCCACACCCUACGCCAUCCAAGACCGUCCAGUGUUAGAUCUUGAGAUGCAGGAAACAAACCGAGCAAGGGGAGAGGAUAUUUAUGUCUUAUCGUAAAGACAACGAAUAUAGCACCUUUUCAUUCAUUAAAAUACAAUUUAAUUUGUAUCAAUUUUAUUUCCAUUGUGAGAAUAUACACAAGAUCUGUCUUGUCUAAUACUAUACUGUACAUAUGCAGUCAAAGUUGAUUGCUCCAGAUCUAAAGAUCUGAGGUUGAUCCUUAUCUAAAAGAAAUAUCUUCUAAGCAAGCUUAUAUUACUACUAUCAUUAUUAUCAAUAUAGAAAUCAUAAUAAUCUUAUUUUCCAUUGUCAUGUAUUGUGGCGUCAUAAUGAGUAAUUUCUAAAUUGUUUAGUCACCAGUCUCCUCAUUUUCAUACCGACCAGGAUGUGCAUAUAAUUGUUUUGUGAAAUUAAGCAAAACUUUAUUAAUUUUAUUAUUAUUACGAUUAUCAUUAUUAUUGCUACCAAUAUAUUUAUCUUUUAUCAUUAUUUCAUCAAUGCCAUAAGGUAGUUAUUGCCAAACACGAAUGAAGUGUUUGUUGAAUACUGCAUUCACACAUACUAGUGAUCUUCUAAUUCAUGGAAAUUAAUAUUUACUCUGAUACUAUCUGGAAUUCAGUUAGAUAGCCAUUUUCAUUAUAUCCCUUUCUCUCUAUGCCAAUUAAAUGAUUUUUAAUU